GGCAUCGGUCAAGGUGGCCGUGAGGGUCCGGCCCAUGAACCGCAGGGAAAAGGACUUGGAAGCCAAAUUCAUUAUUCAAAUGGAGAAAAGCAAAACAGUAAUCACAAACUUAAAGAUACCAGAAGGAGGGACAGGGGACUCAGGGAGAGAACGGACCAAGACCUUCACUUACGACUUUUCUUUUUAUUCUGCUGAUACAAAAAGUCCAGAUUAUGUUUCACAAGAAAUGGUUUUCAAAACCCUUGGCACAGAUGUCGUGAAGUCCGCCUUUGAAGGUUAUAAUGCCUGUGUCUUUGCAUAUGGACAGACUGGAUCGGGAAAGUCGUACACGAUGAUGGGGAAUUCGGGCGAUUCUGGCUUAAUACCUCGGAUAUGUGAAGGGCUCUUCAGUCGUAUAAGUGAAACCACCAGAUGGGACGAAGCAUCUUUUCGAACUGAAGUCAGCUACUUAGAGAUUUAUAAUGAACGUGUACGAGAUCUACUUAGGCGGAAGUCAUCCAAAACCUUCAAUUUAAGAGUCCGUGAGCAUCCAAAAGAAGGACCUUAUGUUGAGGAUUUAUCCAAACAUUUAGUACAGAAUUAUGGUGACGUAGAAGAACUUAUGGAUGCAGGAAAUAUCAAUCGGACGACCGCAGCGACUGGGAUGAACGACGUCAGUAGCAGGUCUCAUGCCAUCUUCACCAUCAAGUUCACUCAGGCCAAAUUUGAUUCUGAAAUGCCGUGCGAAACCGUGAGUAAGAUCCACUUAGUCGAUCUUGCUGGAAGUGAGCGCGCCGAUGCCACUGGUGCCACUGGGGUGAGACUCAAGGAAGGGGGGAACAUUAACAAGUCCCUCGUGACUCUGGGAAACGUCAUUUCUGCCUUAGCCGAUUUAUCUCAGGAUGCAGCAGCCCCUUUUGUAAAGAAGAAGCAGGUUUUCGUGCCUUACAGGGAUUCUGUUUUGACUUGGUUGUUGAAAGAUAGCCUUGGAGGAAACUCUAAAACUAUCAUGAUUGCCACCAUUUCACCUGCUGAUGUCAACUACGGAGAAACCCUAAGCACUCUUCGCUAUGCAAAUAGAGCCAAAAAUAUCAUCAACAAGCCUACCAUUAAUGAGGACUCCAACGUCAAGCUCAUCCGUGAGCUGCGAGCUGAGAUAGCCAGGCUGAAAACGCUGCUCGCUCAAGGCAAUCAGAUUGCCCUUCUAGACUCCCCAACAGCCUUAAGUAUGGAGGAGAAACUUCAGCAGAACGAGGCCAGAGUUCAAGAAUUGACCAAGGAAUGGACAAAUAAGUGGAAUGAAACCCAAAAUAUUUUGAAAGAACAAACUCUAGCCCUUAGGAAAGAAGGGAUUGGAGUUGUUUUGGAUUCUGAACUGCCUCAUUUGAUUGGCAUUGAUGACGACCUUCUGAGUACUGGAAUAAUCUUGUAUCACUUGAAGGAAGGUCAGACAUAUGUUGGUAGAGAAGAUGCUUCAACAGAACAAGAUAUUGUUCUUCAUGGCCUCGACUUGGAGAGUGAGCACUGCAUCUUUGAAAAUGCCGGGGGGACAGUUACUCUGAUACCCCUGAGUGGCUCUCAGUGCUCUGUGAAUGGCGUUCAGAUCAUGGAGGCCACACACCUGAAUCAAGGUGCCGUGAUUCUCCUGGGGAGGACCAAUAUGUUUCGCUUCAACCAUCCCAAGGAGGCUGCCAAGCUCAGGGAGAAGAGGAAGAGUGGCCUUCUGACCUCCUUCAGCUUGUCCAUGACCGACCUCUCCAAGUCCUGCGAGAACCUCUCCGCCGUCAUGUUAUACAACCCGGGACUGGAAUUUGAGCGGCAACAGCGUGAAGAACUUGAAAAAUUAGAAAGCAAAAGGAAACUCAUAGAAGAGAUGGAGGAAAAGCAGAAAUCAGAUAAGGCAGAACUGGAGCGGAUGCAGCAGGAGGUGGAGAGUCAGCGCAAGGAGACGGAGAUCGUGCAGCUGCAGAUCCGCAAGCAGGAGGAGAGCCUCAAGCGCCGCAGCUUCCACAUCGAGAGCCGGCUGAAGGACCUGCUGGCCGAGAAGGAGAAGUUCGAGGAGGAGAGGCUGCGGGAGCAGCAGGAGCUGGAGCUGCAGAAGCAGCAGCAGGAGGAAGCGCGCUUCCUCCGGGCGCAGGAGGAGCUCCAGCGCCUCCAGGAGCUCAGCAGCCACGAGAAGGCCGAGAAGAUCCAGAUAUUUCGAGAGCUGGACCGGCUGCAGAGGGAGAAGCACGAGCAGCACGCCAAGCUUGCGCUGGAGAAGCAGCGGCUGGAGGAGCAGGAGCGGGAGCAGGCGCUGCUCGUGGCCCACCUGGAGGAGCAGCUGCGGGAGAAGCAGGACAUGAUCCGGCUGCUGCGGCGAGGGGAGGUGCAGCGCGUGGAGGAGGAGCGGCGGGACCUGGAGGGCAUCCGGGAGUCCCUCCUGCGGGCGAAGGAGGCCCGCGCCGAGGGCGACGACGACGGCGGCGACGAGGAGCUGGAAAGGGCCCAGCUGCGUUUCCUGGAGUUCAAGAGAAGGCAGCUGGUGAAGCUGGCCAACCUGGAGAGGGACCUGGCGCAGCAGAGGGACCUCCUGAGGACGGAAGUGGAAGGAGAGCAGGCAGCCCUGGAGCGCCUCAGAUCUGAAACCGGAGAGGGGCUUAGGCUGCCGGGAAGCGGCGGCGACAGCGUCACCUCCGUGGCCCCGGCCGCUCCCGACGCGGAGAAGAUAAAGCCGGCGGAGUGCCGGCUGCAGCACAAGGAGCGCCAGCUCCAGUCGCUGCUGCAGAACCACCUGCCCGCGCUGCAGGAGGAGAAGCAGAGGGCCUUGGACACCCUGGGCCGCGGGCCCCUGGGCCUGGACAACACGCUCUAUCAGGUGGAGAAGGAGAUGGAGGAGAAGGCGGAGCAGCUGGCGCGGUACCAGGCCAGCGCCAGCCAGCUGCAGAGGCUGCAGGCCACCUUCGAGUUCACGGCCAACGUGGCGCGGCAGGAGGAGAAGGUGCGGAGGAAGGAGAAGGAGAUCCUGGAGUCGCGGGAGCAGCAGCAGCGGGAGGCGCUGGAGCGCGCCGUGGCCGGGCUGGAGCGCAGGCACUCGGCCCUGCAGAGGCGCGCCGCCCCGGGCCCCGACACCCAGGAGCAGAGGCGGAGGCUGGCCACCCUGGGCGGCGGCGAGCGGGCCGGGGUGCAGGCCAGCCUGGAGGCCAGCCUGGAGGCCAGCCUGGAGGCGGAGCGGGACGCCCUGGAGAAGGACCGGGAGAGGUUGGAACAUGAAAUCCAGCAGUUGAAACAGAAGAUCUAUGAGGUUGAUGAUGUUCAGAAGGGGCAUGUUGGUACCUUGGAGGGAAAGGCUGCUCCUUCUAGCUCAUCCAAUGCUGAAAAACCUCACCCGGUUCCUCUGAUGGAUGCCAGGGUCAGCGCUUACAUCGAAGAAGAGGUCCAGAGGCGCCUCCAGGAUUUGCAUCGUGUGAUUUUCAGUGACGGCAGCACAGCUACAGAUACGACGAAGAAUAAUGAGAAGCUUCACAAUGGUACCAUUCAACGCAAGCUAAAAUAUGAGAAAGGGCGUCUUGCCCCGCUGGUGCCCAAAGAUGUCACUGACACUUUCAGCAGAGAGGAGAAGAGGGAAGUGGGUCAGAACAACCACCAGAGUGAUCUCAUGGCUUGGAGCCUCUCAGGCCCUGCACCUUCCUCUUCAGUAUCAGGAGAGAGAACCCACCAGCCAAGGGAUCAGCCCUCAGCACCUGAGAUGAUGCAGAACAGUGACUGCAAAUGCCCUCCUCCUGAGCACACAGGUGGCUGUCGGUCAGAAGGCUUCAAUCUAUCUAAAACCUUUCUUACUGAAAGCAACACCAGCAAUGCAGACCACUUUCGGGUUAAUUCAGAAAACAUCACUGAGCUGAUGCCUCAUAAAGGUGAACGCAGCUUGGGAAUCGAGUCCACCUGGACUUUGCUGCAACAUACAAGCCGAGAAGUGUCUGUGAAAAGUGGGAACAAGCAGACCAGGCAGAGCAAGUUACUCUACUGUGUUCUUUCUGAAAGUGUUUCUAGUGAGGAGAAUGCACCUGCCAGCGUGUCGCAGUGGUCACCAGCCUCAGAGUUUUGCAGCGAGCAGCACACUGAGGAAGAGUUAGCUUCUCAAAAAGCUAGCCCUCCAGAGUCACUGAUGAAUAUCAGGGCAGAAGGGAACAGUGGACUGGGAUAUUUUUACCACAGGUUCUCGAACCUUUAUAAAGAUACGAGCAGUCACCUGCUGCAGGCUGGCACAAAGGCCAUCAGCCAAGCCAGGAACGUGGGGAGCCUGUGGGACCCCAGCGGGCUCACCUCCCAAGUGGCAACACUCAUCGGAAGACUGCCACUGGUGAAGCACUUGCCCCUGCACCUGCCCCUGCCCCUGCCCCUGCCCCUGCCGUCACACCAGGCACCCUCAGAGUCUCAUUCUUUUCCUGCCCAAGGUCAGGUUGGUGGCAGCGAGGAGGCCGGGGCCCCCGGGCCAGCGGAGAGCGGGGCUCCUUACCGAGCGCCAGGCCUCUCGGCCUCCCAGGCGCCAGGCUCCUCGCCGAGCUCAGUUGUCCGCCUGGAACUUGGAGGGGCCGGAAGGAUCCCCGCGUUUAAGCAGACGCUUGUGCAUUUCCCAGAUCAGAUGCUAAAACUUCAGGAGCUCCCUGUAGAAGACUUUCUUGAGCACGUGGUUUGCCUCCCACCAGAACUUUUGGCCGACACGCCCGAAGUCAGAGGCGUUUACUGGCUCGCUGUUGCCAACUGCGCACAGCCGGACCCCCGGCCAGCGUGCUUGCUCCUGCUCCCUUCAGCUUUGUGUGCUGUGGUUCUGUCAGAUACCCCCCCGGGCCCCAUGGGCAUUUUUCACACUCUGCCUCUCUCUGGACUCCGGGAGAUUCAAAUCGGCUUCGGUGGGCAGAGCAUUCGAUUCCUGGGCUCCUCAGAGAGUCUCCUGCUCACUGUCUUUGGUUACAACAAACACCUCUGUCAGCAGAUAUGCCGCGACCUCCUGCGUGUCCUGGUGCCCGAGUCCGAGGCUGCUGCUUGCACAAGCCAUCCUUUGCUCCAGCAAGAUCUGGUCCAGCUGUCCCUUGAUUGGAAAGCAGAAACCUCUGACUUAGUUUUGUCGAAUGGAGUCCGGCUGUCAUCCAGAUUCCAGAACACCAUGGUUGACCUGAUUUACUUUCUCCACGGAAACAUGCAAGUCAGCAUCCCCUCUCUGGCAGAGGUUCAGCUACUGCUCUACACGACCGUCCGGGCUGAGGACGGUUCUGGCCAAGACCCGUGUCAGUCCCUGGCCCUGCUGAACACGCACAUCGCCCUCGUGAGACAGGAUCCAGUCUUCUACCCGCACGUUCGGUCUCUGAACUCACCUCCUCCACGAACACGGUUUGAUGUCCUCAGAUUUCGUGCUCUGAGUGAAUUCAGGUGCAUUGUUGUUCCAGAGAAGGAGGCAUUGCCAGCAGUACAGCUGGUCUUCUGUCAAAAGCGGAAACUUCCGUCCGAUUCAAGAAAUAGUCUCUCUGAGCCCUCGAAAGAUGCCCGGAGCAUCCAGCUGCUCACCAGCCAGUCGUGUCUUCAGGGCAGUCGGCACGGGGCCCCCGAGGUCUGGAAGCUGACCCUCAACUCGCAGGAUGAGGCUCUGUGGCUGAUCUCACAUUUGACAAGGCUCUAGGGGGAGACCUGGGAAAACACUCUGCGUAUUCUUGGAGAUCUGCAAUAAAAUGAACUUGAGGAAAGCCGCCAAGGACUACCAGUAUCUCAGUGGAGCCAACUGAUUUGAGACGGGACAAAGGCAGAUGUCUGAAGUGAAGGGUCCCAAUAUAUUAAAUAUCUACAGUAAAACAAAAGCAGAUCAUGGCUGAGUGCUGAUCAGAUAUCCGCAUCGCCGCCUUCCUUCUUUUUCUUGAACCCCAGCCUUGUAAAUUUGGGUCUGCCUCAUUUUUUGUGAGGCCAUGAAAGCCUUUCUGAUGGUUUGGCUUCAUGGCGACCCACAGCGUGGUGGUGUGGAGUCUCUCUUUGCCUGCCGGCCUCUGGCAGGCUAAUUUGUGCAGCCUGCAAGGUGCCCAGCCUGGCAGUGACCUUCAUGGGCCCCCCGUUUCCGCUGUGGUUAGGACAGCUCCGUAGCAGAGCCCGUUAGUGACGGCCCAGCGUCCCG
Miniopterus natalensis is the source of this 6115-nucleotide messenger RNA. NCBI's taxonomy places the organism in Eukaryota, Metazoa, Chordata, Mammalia, Chiroptera, Miniopteridae. The record is from RefSeq and is a predicted model, not a curated record.